Kockovaella imperatae is the source of this 1248-nucleotide messenger RNA. RefSeq lists its product as hypothetical. The transcript has 2 exons. The record is from RefSeq and is a predicted model, not a curated record. Lineage: Eukaryota; Fungi; Basidiomycota; Tremellomycetes; Tremellales; Cuniculitremaceae. Bases 1 to 1248 code for a protein of 415 amino acids.
AUGUCUACCGCCCUCGCCGGAGCAGAGUUGGGUCUUAAGGCUCGCUCACCUAGGACACCUACUCAGGGCUCUUUCACCCUCGACGUUUCCCUCUACCCUCUGCCAUUGUCGAGGCCCAACACGCCUCGAUCAGUUUCACCCUCCAUCAUCCUGACUGGUGCAGAUGAUGUCGAACGAAUCCCCAGGAUAGACAGGACACCUCGAACGACCAGCGCUCAGAGCAGUCCGAGACCUUCAUUCGACAGGAGAAGUCUGGACAUUCCGAACAUCCCGACUCAAUCAUACACAUACACCUCCCGUUCAGUCUCAGCGUCCAUCCCUCGACCCGUGAUGCGUGUCAUGUCUUUUGGGUUCCUUCUCAUCUGCUGCAUCUGCCUUCUUGCCAACACUCCAGGCGCUCAACUGCCCUCUCUCCGGGCCGCCUCUAUCUCUAGACGUCUGGCAUUCGCCACGAACGGUAAAGCCGUGUAUGACGCUGUUCACCCAAUCACGAGCUGGGAACAAGCAAGAGAACGAGAUUACGUGCCACCCCAGAUCAAGUCUCACAUCAUGAUGAAGAGAUCCACGGGCAAUGCCGAAUCUAUCGUCGUUCGUCAACCGGGCCGAACAGUAGCGGGUCAUCCCAAGGCCGAUCGACCAAAAUCGAAGCCUCAAUCCUUGCCCCCAUCCCACGAGCUCUUGGCCCUGCAGUCAUACCUCCUUCAAGCGGAUAACAACCGACUCCCGGAAUCUAUUGACCCUCUCAAGCCCCUCGAGGCUCACGUGGUCCUCGGAGCGGGCGCUGAUGAUCAAACGCUCAAGGAGCUAGAAAGAGAAGGAGAGGAUGAAGUGGUCAUCUGGUACGGGACUGAUGGUAUCGGGAAGAAACCCCACGAGCACCUUGCCUUGCUCUCUGCUCUUCACGGAUCAGAACGUCAACCCACUUUGAUCCCUGUGCAUGGCCGAUCCGACUACUUUGUCCUGAUGCAGAUUCUCAACCGACUCGACCUUGCCAUGGACAGAGGUCUCGUCCUCGUCGUCAUUGGCAAUAAACCAUUCGUCGCGAAUGUCAACAAGAUGGAGGAGAUGCGAGGCAGUGGUCAGCUCGAGAAGAUGCUUGACUCUAUCGGCUGGAUCCGGCACCUGGAUGCAGAAGCUGAAGAGGCGGAGAAGCGGAAGCGAUCGUGGAAACCAAAAUUCAACAAGUGGGAGAAGAAGGAGGCGACAACAGAGCUGGAGAUGGUGAUCAAUCUCGCUCGAGAGGAAUGA